AUGGGCCCCCGUACCGACUCCUCAUGCUGCUGCCAGGCCCGUAAUCUGUCAUGGGCCCCUGUACCGCCUCCUCAUGCUGCUGCCAGGCCCGUAAUCUGCCAUGGGCCCCCGUACCGACUCCUCAUGCUGCUGCCAGGCCCGUAAUCUGUCAUGGGCCCCUGUACCGCCUCCUCAUGCUGCUGCCAGGUCCAGAGUGUGUCAUGGGUCCCUGUACGGCCUCCCAUUGCUGCUGUCUCCAUCGCCACACUCUGCCAUGUGCCACUUUCAGGUCUCCUCACACUGCUGGUGGGUUCCAUUUUGUCAUAGGGUGCUGGCAGAUUACGGGCCUCCCAUUGCUGCUGCCAGGCCCGUAAUCUGCCAUGGGCCCCCGUACCGACUCCUCAUGCUGCUGCCA
Messenger RNA from Staurois parvus, 394 nucleotides. NCBI's taxonomy places the organism in Eukaryota, Metazoa, Chordata, Amphibia, Anura, Ranidae. The record is from the annotation of a GenBank genome assembly.